AUGGAGACCGAACGCCUGAUAAAAAAGCCUAAGCUGUCCGAUCAUCUAUUGGAAUUAAAGUUUAUGCAACGAACGCAACAAAAGCUUCGUAUUGCUGAAGAAAAUGCUAGACAUUUAGCAAUUAAUGGUGAAUCUCAAUGGUGGUUAAACUAUGACGAUGUUGAAAUUGGAAAGCCUAAAAUAAAUAUCAAAUAUUGCCCAAGUUAUUUCUCUUGUAUAAAUCCGACAUUUGCGGGGAGAAUGUCUUUCGGAAAAAAAGAGGAGCCUGUUAGGCCUGAAAUUAUAACACUAGAUGAUGACGAUGUUACAGUAUAUGAUCAAAAACCAGCUUCGAAGAGUAAACGCAAACGUGACUCUAUUUUACCCACUCGAAAAAAAAGAUCGAUUGAAGUUCAAAACAUUGAGUAUAUAGAUGAUAAUGAUGAAGAAGCUUUAGUCCCUCAAACAAGAUAUAAUUUGAGGUCUAGAAAACCAUCAUCUUCUCAAACUAUUGAAGAGACAAUUACUCUAAAUACCCAGAGCAAUCGGGCUAUCGAAUUUAUGAAACCACCAGAAUGA
Messenger RNA from Racocetra persica, 558 nucleotides. NCBI's taxonomy places the organism in Eukaryota, Fungi, Glomeromycota, Glomeromycetes, Diversisporales, Gigasporaceae. The record is from the annotation of a GenBank genome assembly.